GGACUCCCAGCUCCCGCUCGCCCCACUCUGCGAUCACACCUCUGCUCUCAUCCAGGAAGCCACCAUGUCUUGCCGCUCCUACCGAGUCAGCUCUUGCCGCCGUGUGGGCAACUUCAGCUCUUGCUCAGCAGGGACCCUCCCCAACCUGAACCGCUUCCGGGCCAGCUCUGUCUCCUGCAGGAGUGGGCCCAGCUUCCGGGGCGUCGGCGGCUUUGGCAGUCGGAGCGUCAUCACCCUUGGAUCAUGCUCACCCCGGAUAGCGGCUGUAGGCCCUCAUCCCAUCCGCUGUGGAGUCGGCUUUGGUGCUGGCAGUGGGGUGGCCUUUGGCUUUGGUGAUGGCAUUGGUGCUGGUCUGGGGUGUGGGGUCGGCAGUGGCCUUGGCUAUGGCUUCGGCGGCCCUGGCUUUGGCUACAGAGUUGGAGGAUUUGGCAUCCCGGCGGCUCCAUCUAUCACAGCAGUGACUGUUAACCAGAGCCUGCUGACCCCCCUCAACCUGGAGAUUGACCCCAACGCCCAGAGGGUGAAGAGGGAUGAGAAGGAGCAAAUCAAGACCCUCAACAACAAAUUUGCCUCCUUCAUCGACAAGGUGCGGUUCCUGGAGCAGCAGAAUAAGCUCCUAGAGACCAAGUGGAGCUUCCUCCAAGAGCAGAAAUGUGCCAAGAGCAACCUGGAGCCCCUCUUCGAGAACUACAUCACCAGCCUGCAGAGGCAGCUGGACGUAGUGACCAGCGAACAGGCCCGGUUCGAGGCUGAGAGGAACCACCUGCAAGAUGUCCUUGAGGGUUUCAAGAAGAAGUAUGAAGAGGAAGUAGGAUUCCGCGCCAAUGCCGAGAAUGAGUUUGUGGCUCUGAAGAAGGAUGUGGAUGCAGCUUUCUUAAACAAGGCUGACCUAGAGGCCAACGUGGACACCCUAAUUCAGGAAAUCGACUUCCUGAAAACCCUCUACAUGGCGGAAAUCCAGUUGCUGCAGUCACACAUCUCAGAGACAUCGGUCAUCGUGAAGAUGGACAACAGCAGAGACCUGGACCUUGACGGGAUCAUUGCCGAAAUCAAGGCCCAGUAUGAAGAGGUCGCCAGGCGAAGUCGGGCUGAUGCUGAGGCCUGGUACCAGACCAAGUAUGAAGAGAUGCGGGUGACAGCUGGCCAACACUGUGACAACCUGCGCAAUACACGGGAUGAGAUCAAUGAGCUGACUCGCCUGAUCCAGCGGCUGAAGGCGGAGAUCGAGCACGCUAAGGCUCAGCGGGUCAAGCUGGAGGCCGCGGUGGCCCAGGCGGAGCAGCAGGGUGAGGCGGCCCUCAACGACGCCAAGUGCAAGCUGGCAGAUCUGGAGGGCGCGCUGCAGCAGGCCAAGCAGGACAUGGCGCGGCAGCUGCGCGAGUACCAGGAGCUCAUGAACGCCAAGCUGGGCCUGGACAUCGAGAUCGCCACCUACAGGCGCCUGCUGGAGGGCGAGGAGAUCCGGAUCUGCGAAGGUGUUGGACCAGUAAACAUAUCCGUGAGCAGCUCCCGGGGCGGCGUGCUAUGCGGGCCUGAGUCCCUAGUCACCAGCUCCACCCUCUCGCGCAGUGGGCUCACCUUCUCCAGCGGCAGCAGCAUCCGGUCCAGUGGUGACCUGCUGAGUGCUGGCUCCCGGGGGUGCUCGGUGCUGGUGGGCGACGCCUGCGCCCCCAGUGUCCCCUGCCCGCUGCCCACCGAGGGGGGCUUCAGCAGCUGUAGCGGGGGCCGCAGCAGCCGCAGCUCCAGCGUCCGCUUCGUGACCACCACCACCUCACGCAGAACCAAAUAUUGAGAUGCAAGCCCCAGCCAGCCACCACCCAGAGAAGAACCAGCUCAAUGUCUCCUGCUUCUGUCCCCAAAGCGCCUGGACUCUGAGCCCGAGGGGUCUCCAGCUACCCCCACUCCUGCCAGGAAGCCACAUUCAGCUCUCCUUCCCCGCCCCAAGGGCUGCUCUGCCUGGCCACCAUCCUCUGGGGGGAUUUUGUCGCCAGCUAAGCACUCCAUCCACAGCACCCCCUAGACGGGCUUCUCCCUGACUCCCAAUUUCCUUCCUUUGGAUCACUCCCCACCAUCCAGCUAACAGCCUCAAGAAAUGCAGAUUCAAUACAAUUACCAAAAUCAGGGCGCCAGGGGAAAAAGGAACCGUUCAAAGCCAAAAAGAAUGUGUUUGGGCACCACCACCAUCCAUGGCUUUGGAGCAACUUGGAAACUGGAGAGUUGACCGUCCACACCGCGAGCACCCUUAGCCCACUGUCCUUUGCUUCCUUCCUCUUCCUUUCCUUGGCAGGAGAAGGUUCUUUCCUUCUCUUCCUGACCCAGAAGGACCCACAGUCCUCGGUGGCCCAAAGGAUCCCUAAGUCCCCUGAGAUGGUUCUUCUCCGAGCGGCGUAUGUCCUGGCUGCUUCUCUUCCUGGGUUGUUGGCUUAACUCUGGCAUGUGUGUCCACGAGGCGGGUGGCGUGCUGGUGGAGAGGUGGGCUCUGCAACGCUCGGGCGGCCCCGCCCUGUUGUGGUGUGCGGGAGGCCCAGCCCUGGCUGCUGCCGGAGGGUUUCUGUCUGUACCCUCCAGGAAGGCCUGGGGUGGGUGAGGGGCCUGUUUGUACUGCUCUCUGUGUUCCUGGGUUUUCAAUAAACUUGCCAAGCUCACAUC
Messenger RNA from Equus caballus (horse), 2649 nucleotides. It is a transcript of the gene KRT84, whose product is annotated as keratin 84. Gene Ontology annotation, biological process: keratinization; intermediate filament organization. The record is from RefSeq and is marked validated. NCBI's taxonomy places the organism in Eukaryota, Metazoa, Chordata, Mammalia, Perissodactyla, Equidae. Gene Ontology annotation, cellular component: keratin filament. Gene Ontology annotation, molecular function: structural constituent of skin epidermis.